AGGGUGCGGAAAAGGACUGGUGGCCCCGCCCUCAGUCCCCACCCUUUGGAGGCCGGCGUUUCCCCCUCUGAGGGAGUUUUUGCCGGUGCCACGGCCGCCACCUGGAGUUUCUUCAGGCUCCAGGUUUCCCUACCACGAGGAGUCCAGGGAAGAAAAGCCGAGCCUCGGUGCCACACUCGCACGCUUUCUCCAAUCCCAGAUCGCCCCGGCAGGAAUGGGCGACAAGAUCUGGCUGCCCUUCCCGGUGCUCCUCUUGGCCGCUCUGCCCCCAGUGCUGCUGCCGGGUGCGGCCGGCUUCACGCCCUCCUUAGACAGCGACUUCACGUUCACCCUUCCGGCCGGCCAGAAGGAGUGUUUCUACCAGCCCAUGCCCCUGAAGGCCUCGCUGGAGAUCGAGUACCAAGUUUUAGAUGGAGCAGGAUUAGAUAUUGAUUUUCAUCUUGCCUCUCCAGAAGGAAGAACCUUAGUUUUUGAACAAAGAAAAUCAGAUGGAGUUCACACGGUAGAGACUGAAGUUGGUGACUACAUGUUCUGCUUUGAUAAUACAUUCAGCACCAUUUCUGAGAAGGUGAUUUUCUUUGAAUUAAUUCUGGAUAAUAUGGGAGAACAGGAGCAAGAACAAGAGGACUGGAAGAAAUAUAUUAGUGGCACAGAUAUGUUGGAUAUGAAACUGGAAGACAUCCUGGAAUCCAUCAACAGUAUCAAGUCCAGACUAAGCAAAAGUGGUCAUAUCCAAACUCUGCUUAGAGCAUUUGAAGCUCGUGAUCGAAACAUACAAGAAAGCAACUUUGACAGAGUCAAUUUCUGGUCUAUGGUUAAUUUAGUGGUAAUGGUGCUGGUGUCAGCCAUUCAAGUGUAUAUGCUAAAGAGCCUAUUUGAAGAUAAGAGGAAAAGUAGAACUUAAAAUUCCAAAUCAGAGUAAUUAACAUUGAAAAAGAGACGGAAAAUUGCAAUGAACUGUUACAGUCAAGACCAUUAAUAGUUUUUUCCAAAAUGUUUUCAGGCAUUACCAUAGGUGUGAAACAAGUAUAAUAUUAAUGUGAAAGGAAAGUCUUCACUUUCGUCUGUGCAAGUAAUCUUAUUGCUCCAGUUGUACUUAAGUGUAUAACAGAAAUAUUCUGCAGAGUAUAGGUGUAGUUGAAUGAAGCCAUAUUAAUAACAGCAUUUCCCUCAGUUUGAAAAAGAUUUUGCAGAUAUCAUAAGUGAUUUAAAUAAAUGAACGUUGGGCCUAAAUGCAACACCGAACAAUGUUUUUAAAAGAUUCUCUUACCUAGAUGUUUAUUUGUAAAUGUUGCAAUUACAAAUUAAUUGUAGAAGUUUUCAAUAUAUUACGUUAUAAGUCAUCUGAGAAUUACCUAAUCAUGAAUUGAAUAUACCUUUAGAAAACAGACUCAACUUUUCUCUUUUUACAUGUGCCUCUCUCCUAUAAUGUAAAUAGAAGCAUAGCUGUGAAAGAUUUGUGAGAUUUUUAUAACUAAAUAUAUUUCAAUUUAAAAUAUUAGCAAAAAGUAUUAGUUUUAUAUACUUAGCCUACAUUCCCAAAAGCUGACAUUUUGACAGUUCUUACAAAUGCUAAGUCAACUUAUUAAAAUUAGGACAGAUUUUCUCUUUGAAGUGAAGAACAGCUAAAGGUUGCUCAGCCUCCGUAAGGACACAUUCUAAUUCUUAACUAAGGUAAUAGGAUUUUAAAAUUAAAUGUGUGGGAAAAUAAUUUUAUUUUUAUAUUAUAUGUCAACAGUAUUGCAUUCAUUUUAACAAGACUACUGACUUGGAUAAUACAUUAUUACCAGCAGUUGUGAAGGAAAUAUUGCUAAAAGGAUCUGGGCCUAAUGUAAAUAAAUAUCUCCUUUUCUGAGUUCUCAAAAUCUUAUGUAAAAAGAACUAAUAAAAUGAAUAAAAAAGAAUUUAGGUAAGCUUGAGAAUAUCUGAUCAAAAUUAAGUUCACUUAAACUGUAAGUAUCUGGAAUCUGACUGGCUCAUCAUGGACUCAAUCCUAAUAUAAAUCAUGAUAUUAAUUUCCAGUUAAUUGGAAAAAACUAUACUUGGCUGUGGGUUUUUAUUUUUUACAACUGUUUUGAAUUAUCUAAGUAUUCAGGUACAUGUUAUGAAACAUAAGCCCUACUGUAAGGUUUAGCACUGGGUGUACAUAUUUAUUAUAAUUUUAACUUUCAUAAAAUGACCUUUCUGAUCACUUUAUUUAUUGACAUUCAAGUAAGGAUAGGAAACCCACAAAUUCCCAAGGUUAAACACUCAAUGUGUGAAUAACUAUAUAUAUAAAGUCUCUGCCAUCCUAGCUUAUUCCAGUCUGUGGAGUCUUACUCAAAUACUAGUAAUUUAGCUACAUCAUGAAUUAAAUAGAAUUUUUUGGUUAUACCCAUUUAUAAUAUUGUUUAUGACAAAUAUGAGUUAGAAACAAUCCACUUAUGAGUAUAGAACCCCUCUGUAGGUUAGUACUGCUGGAAUUCUUAAUAAGCAAUAAUGAUAUCCAGAGAUAAUGGUUUCAUUUAUAAUUCACACUCAGAGUGGUACAAAAAGAGAUUUAUUUCCCUCUUUCUUAAGCCCUUGGGAGAACAGAAGCUUAGAUUUCCCUAUUUUGAAGCUUUUUAAAAAUGAGGUAAAUGCCAUAUAAUGAUCAAUUAACUUAUUGGCCAAGAAAAUGCUUUAAGUGUCCAGGAGUAGUCCCUGUAACACAUGCAAAACAAAGGCCAAAAAUAUCAUGGCCUGUGAAGAGCCCUUCUUUUUCUCCCUUCUGUUCAAGUCGUAAUGAGAAGCAAACUUACAAUACUAUAACUAAUAAAACAGUACAGAUAUAAACUACUGCAUCUUUUCUAUAAAACUGUGAUUAAGAAUUCUACCUCUUAUGUAUGGCUGGUUACUGUACUGUACUCUGACCCUUCAUCUAACAAUUUGUUACAUCAUCUUCUACAUAUGAUUUGUGCCACUGAUUUUAAGCCCUUGAUUCACUAACUUCUUACCAUAUAGUAAUAGCCUUCUUUGGAAAAUAAAAAAUUUAGGAAUAUUGAGGACAAUUUUAUUUUUAUAGACACAAAGUGAAAAGAGUGAGUUUAUUUAAGCAUCUUAAAUAAUGGCUGCCUGUAUUAACCAAAAAAAGUAAAAUUUGUAAGCAAAGAAAUAAGUUCUUUAAUAUUUCUAAAGGCAUACUCUUUAUCUGCCUCAUGGUUUUUUAAUGUCAGUAUUCAAUUUCAAAAUUAAAAUUAUGCUAAAAUUGAGUAAGCUAUUUAUCACUUGGCUGAUUUUGUCUUUGGUUUUUAAUUAUAUAAACUUUUUUAAGAAUACGGCAAUAUUUAAGGCCUAGAGUUUCACUCAUUUGCAUUUGGAUCAUUAAUAUGCAAUUUUUUAAUGUGAAUUUCAAGACAUAGAGGGUAAAUAAGUGGUUGAAAUAGCACUGAAAUAAAUGACAAAUUGAAAUGUAAUUUUAUGUUAAGUGUAUUUAUCUUUCUUAAGCAUUGUUAUUACGUCUUAAAAUUGACAAAAAUUGAGUAACUAUUUGUAUGCCUCUCCAAAUGACAAUUCUUUAUCUGAAAUUUUAAAAGAAAUUGAUUCAACAUGUAAUGGUUUUUCAUCUGAAGUAUACUAAUGCACAAUCAUUGUUGCUCAAAUUGUAUUAUAGUUGUGGACAGCCAUAUAAAAUGAGCAAUGAAUACUGCGCUGAAUAUAUAUAAUAAAGAUUACAAUCAAAGAAAAUCUU
Molecule: messenger RNA, 3709 nt
Organism: Ceratotherium simum simum (southern white rhinoceros)
Lineage: Eukaryota; Metazoa; Chordata; Mammalia; Perissodactyla; Rhinocerotidae
Gene: TMED5
Product: transmembrane p24 trafficking protein 5
Source: RefSeq, a predicted model, not a curated record